This is a messenger RNA of Toxotes jaculatrix (banded archerfish), 913 nucleotides long. It is a transcript of the gene csrp2, whose product is annotated as cysteine and glycine-rich protein 2. Lineage: Eukaryota; Metazoa; Chordata; Actinopteri; Toxotidae. Gene Ontology annotation, biological process: muscle tissue development; sarcomere organization. Gene Ontology annotation, molecular function: structural constituent of muscle; actinin binding. Gene Ontology annotation, cellular component: nucleus; Z disc; cytoplasm. The coding region runs from base 138 to 719 and encodes 193 amino acids. The transcript has 6 exons. The record is from RefSeq and is a predicted model, not a curated record.
UGUGGCUCUGCAGCGUCAGUGCAGUAGGACUGCGUUGCUUCUGGACGCAAAGUCUGACACAUUCAUUUGGAGGCAAAACCAUUUUCACAUCUGGAUUUUAGCAGCUUUUUAAAACCCUACGUUAAGGACCACACACGAUGCCAAACUGGGGAGGAGGCAACAAAUGCUCAGCGUGCCGUGGGACAGUUUACCACGCCGAGGAGGUGCAGUGCGACGGCAAGAGUUUCCACAAAUGCUGUUUCCUCUGCAUGGUCUGCAGGAAGGGCUUAGACAGCACCACGCUGGCCAUUCAUGACCAGGAGAUCUACUGCAAGUCAUGCUACGGGAAGAAGUACGGCCCCAAAGGCUACGGCUACGGACAGGGGGCGGGAACGCUCAACAUGGACCGAGGAGAGCGGCUGGGAAUCAAACCCGAAGAGACACAGACUCACAGACCCACCACCAACCCCAACCCGUCCAAAUUUGCCCAGAAGUUCGGAGGUUCGGAGAAAUGUGCCCGGUGUGGAGACUCUGUCUAUGCCGCUGAGAAGAUCAUGGGAGCAGGAAAGCCGUGGCAUAAGAACUGUUUCCGCUGUGCAAAAUGCGGCAAGAGCCUGGAGUCGACCACCCAAACUGAGAAAGACGGAGAAAUCUACUGCAAAGCGUGUUACGCCAAGAACUUCGGGCCCAAAGGCUUCGGUUAUGGCCAGGGAGCCGGCGCUCUGGUUCACGCUCAGUGAUGACCUGCAUCACUCGGACCACCUCACCUUCAUACAUUCCUCUGUCCUGUACAUGAACAGCAACUUUUUUUUCCCCCAGGCCCUUUACUUAUGUUUUCUACCUUAAAUGCUUUGACGCUGACAUAGGUGCUCGUGAUGCAAAUAAAUAAAUAAAUAAAAAAAAACAUUUACAAACCAAACUUCCACAUUUGACU